Molecule: messenger RNA, 309 nt
Organism: Microthlaspi erraticum
Lineage: Eukaryota; Viridiplantae; Streptophyta; Magnoliopsida; Brassicales; Brassicaceae
Source: the annotation of a GenBank genome assembly
AUGGCGCAUCUGCAGCCAGUUACUUGUGUGAAAACCAGCUACUAUCCAGACCAGAGAUGUGCUCUCUGGGACUGUUUAAGGUACAAGCAACCAGGAUUCAUCUACUGCUCACAGGCGCACAUGGUCGCUGCAACAGCUGAAAGCCAGCUUUUAAAGCCUGUGUGUAUGACCAACAUGUUCACGGUAGCACAGAUUGAGCAGCUGAAUAUCUCUCAUCUUUUCGAUUUGGUGAGAAUGCAAGCACCACAACGAAACACUGGUCUCCCAAAUUUCAGACAUAAUCUCUAUAUUCUCUCUCUGCCGACCUGA